CCACAACUGUCACACCCUUCGAAAAACGAAAGCCCUCCUCUCCCCUGGUAACCAAGGCCUUUCCACUGAUGGAUGAAGAAGCAGUUCAGCUCGUGGAACGUAUUCAGUCUAUUAUCCGUACGAAAGCACCAGAAGCCAUCCCGCUUCUCGAAAUUUCAUCAAACAUGGAACAAGCUUAUCUUCCUUCGGGACCGUAUGCUGAGAAGGGCUUUUGCGUGAAGAACAUCCCUGUAGGCUUCAACGACUGGGACAUCUUCCACCUUUUCCGAAAGUUUGGCAUUGUACACAACGUCAAAAUACCGACCAAGCAAGGUCAUACUAAUUGCAAAUAUGGCUUUGUUGUAAUGGAAGACUUCAAUGGGGUAGAUGAAGUUCGUAAUCAGUUGAAGAAUGGGAAAUUUCUUGCUGCCAACGGUGUUUGUCUGCAGGUCUCUAGUGUUCAUCAUGGUGAACAGCCACGACCACGCUUAGAAAAUGGUGAAAGUAGUUCUCGCCCUCCACUCAAAGAUUUGCAACACAGUGGUCCGGGCAAUUCCGGCAGGAAUCGGGUUGCUGACAGACAACCUGCUCAGAAACCAACACAACCAUCAACCUCCGUGAAAUGCUUCCCCCAGGAUCUCCCGCUUGAUUGCCCUGUGAACGUUCGGGUUGUUGAUUCGCCUUACCCUUCUGAUGAGAAAGACUUUGUUUUCCAUGUUAUCCCUGUUGAGCAGAAACUUGGAGAGGAGUAUGCUGUGCUUCAGCGUGAAAUGAACAAAUACUGCUUGACAAACCCCAAUCUUCCUGAGGUACCUCAGAUUGGAGAGUAUGCCCUAUUCGGACGAGCAUCGAUUGCAUAUAGGGCGCUGUGCAAUAGCGAGGAAACUAUGUAUCUCGUGGAUACCGGUGAAACUGUAGCUAUGAAUAAAUCCCAACUAUGGACGAUGACACACGCUUUUUCUCGAUUACCUACUUUGGUUAUUCCUUGUAAAAUUUCCAACAUUGAGUGGAAGAAUCCGAGUGCGACGACAUUUGACAGAUAUAAAAAGGCGCUAAGUGUGUGGUCCAGAUCACUCUCGACAGGCCUAAAAGCAACUGCGUGUGGCUAUGCAGGACUCAAAAAUCUGGUUACUCUGGCUGCGACUACCGAAGAUGGAAAGGAUGUCGACGACUUUGCUACUGCCAUUGCAAACAAAGGUGUGUGUACACAAACAAAGCACGAGUGUCACCGUUAUUCUCGUGAAGACGUGUUGAAUGCUAAGAUGGCGUUGAAGGACAAAGACUACGCACCUCUGAUCAACUGCAACGAGAACAUUUCGGAGAUAAUUACAAGCUUGCAGACGAUGUCUGUCGCGUGAAAUUGCUGAUACGGCUAUACAGUUACUUCGAGCUCAUCGAUCACCUUUUUUUUCUUACCUUGUAAAUUUAUCGACUAUUUACUAUGAUUUGCUCAAUCAAUCAUUGACUGAUUGGAGGUUAAUAAAUUUUGAUUUUA
Messenger RNA from Cylicocyclus nassatus, 1474 nucleotides. Lineage: Eukaryota; Metazoa; Nematoda; Chromadorea; Rhabditida; Strongylidae. The record is from the annotation of a GenBank genome assembly.